AUGCCUGUCCGGUCUGUGCGACGAGAACCGCGCCAGAGCAUCAUGCGAUUGUCUAGCGCCUUUAUACGCUCCUACUCCCCCUCCCUCAAAAAAGGUGUCUAUCACCUCCGCAGUAUAGAUGAAAUGCGUUGGAGCGUCCCGAUGAAGGUCUGA
Echinococcus granulosus is the source of this 153-nucleotide messenger RNA. RefSeq lists its product as hypothetical. NCBI's taxonomy places the organism in Eukaryota, Metazoa, Platyhelminthes, Cestoda, Cyclophyllidea, Taeniidae. The transcript has 2 exons. Bases 1 to 153 code for a protein of 50 amino acids. The record is from RefSeq and is a predicted model, not a curated record.